AACUGCGUCAAGUAUCGACCAGAAGCAGGGAUAACAGUGAAACGUGGGUGCUUUUUGUAUAUACUAGAAUACUAGGUAGUGUCUUUGUAUAAAUACACCGAUUCGACAAAGACAGAAAUGCCGCUUAGCUGUAGAUUUUACAAAGAGAAGUACCCGGAGGUGGAUGACGUUGUGAUGGUGAACGUCAGGAGCAUAGCUGAGAUGGGCGCAUACGUCCAUCUGCUCGAAUACAACAACAUCGAAGGGAUGAUACUGUUAUCGGAAUUGUCUAGGAGGCGUAUAAGGUCUAUCAACAAGCUCAUCAGGGUCGGUAAGACUGAACCUGUCGUCGUCAUAAGAGUCGACAAGGACAAAGGUUAUAUUGAUUUGAGCAAAAGGCGAGUCUCGCCUGAAGACGUUGAAAAGUGUACGGAGCGGUUUGCGAAAGCGAAGGCGGUCAACUCGAUCCUACGGCAUGUAUCGGAACUCCUCGAGUACGAAAAUGACGAACAGUUAGAAGACCUAUAUCAAAGGACUGCAUGGCUCUUUGAAGAAAAGACAAAAAAGAAAGCUUCAGCUUACGAUUUCUUCAAGCAGGCUGUACUAGACAAUUCUAUUCUCGCCGAAUGUGGACUGCCUGAACAAACGCAGGAAGUAUUGCUUACGAAUAUAAAAAGGAAACUGACAAGCCAGGCUGUCAAAAUACGGGCCGACAUUGAAGUCGCUUGCUAUGAGUACGAAGGGAUCGACGCUGUUAAAACAGCCCUCAAGGCCGGUCUUGCACUCUCUACGGAAGAAUUACCAAUCAAAAUUAAUUUAAUUGCACCACCCCUCUAUGUAAUUACGACAGCCACGCCGGAUAAAGCAGAGGGACUUAAAGCGUUGCAAGAAGCGAUAGAAAAAAUUAAAGAAGUCAUUAAACAACUUGGAGGCGUUUUUCAAAUACAGAUGGCUCCUAAGGUUGUCACUGCGACUGAUGAAGCUGAACUCGCUCGGCAAAUGGAAAGGGCAGAGGCAGAAAACGCAGAAGUCGCUGGUGAUGAUGACGAAGAAGAAGACGAGGAAGAAGGACAAGAAGGCGGUGAGGAGAGUGCGGAAGAAAAUUAAUAUAAUAGAAUACAUUUUUGUUUAAAUAUAUGAAUUUUACUAUCUUCUUCUAUA
Molecule: messenger RNA, 1140 nt
Organism: Cimex lectularius (bed bug)
Lineage: Eukaryota; Metazoa; Arthropoda; Insecta; Hemiptera; Cimicidae
Gene: eIF2alpha
Product: eukaryotic translation initiation factor 2 subunit 1
Exons: 6
Coding region: 118-1086 (322 amino acids)
Cellular component (GO): eukaryotic 48S preinitiation complex; multi-eIF complex; eukaryotic translation initiation factor 2B complex
Molecular function (GO): RNA binding; ribosome binding; translation initiation factor activity
Source: RefSeq, a predicted model, not a curated record